AUGCUCUGGUUAAAGUUACCUGAGCCUUAAACUGAACUUCAAACUAUAAUAGAAUGCAAUAAUAUGCUUAGAAUUAGAUUGGAGCAAAGCAUUCUCAGAGUUUCACUAACUUAAAAUGCUUCAAAUUCACAAAGUACAGCCACUCUAACUUCAUUAGUGACAAAUAGCUUAAAUAUCAGUCUUUUUAGAAACGAUUCAUAGCAGUUGCAAUUUUGGAAUCAUUUAGCAGUUUCUUUCAGAGAUAAAAGAUUGAGAAUACAUGUGAAUGGAAUUUAGUAGGCUGAGAUCAUAAUAAACAACACUUAAGUUUAGAAUAUUUCCGAUUAUUGUUCUGUAGGAAAUACUCUAAUUUUAAAUGCUCCUUUUAAUGGUUUCAUAAGGCACCUUGUUUUCUUGAAUCAAGGCUUUACCACCAACUAAGAUAUUACUAAUAGAACGAAAUCAUCAAUCACCCCAAAUGACACUACUGUUCUCACUUAUUUAAAAUUUGGAAAGGAUACCCAUUUUUAAGAGCACUCUCAAUAUUACGCACUUCGGAAUCUGAUCUCAUCUAAUGUUAACAUAGAGUAUUCCAAUGAAGCCGAGACUGUUUGCUAUUGUACAAAACCAAAAGCUUCGUUUCUCAGAAUUCAGAAUACAUUUAAGUUAAAAGCACUAGAUAUGAGCCCACUCAAUGGCACUUUAGAUGCUAACGGUACUACUUUUAUAUUCUAGAUUUAUCCGAUUAUCAUGACUAGCUCUGAUGACUCAGUAAUUUAUUCACUUUAAUAAUAUGCUGAUAUUGUUUUGACUAAUAAGAGCACAAGACUAAGAAUUGAUUUAUACAACAGUGAGAGCUAGAUCUAGACAAGACUACUGUUUAGCUUGCAUUAGUUCAGAUUCUAAUUCUGGAGAACUUACAAUAUAACUAUUCGAUCAAACAGAGUCAUUUUAACUGUUGACCAAUAGGUUAUUUAAUCAAUAGAUCAUUAAGUCACUCUUCCUACUAGAAAAUCAAUCAAAUUACUAAUUUAGCCAUCAACCAUCACCGCCUUCAAUCAUCUGCUAAGCUAUAUCUAGAUUUAAUCUCUAUUUAUGAAUGGUACAGCUUCGAGAUUGAUUUUCAACAAAACCUUUACUUAAGAUGAAUUGAUCCCAAAUUUUUAGCUAAAAAAUACUACCUUUGGCACAUUAAUCUUCGAAGCUAAUAACUAGCUUUGCACUUUAAGUGAGCUUUACAAUCCUCAAAAUUUCAUUCAAGGCAACUCUUGUAAGAGCAGUAGAUUCGGUGCAUCUUUCAAUAACCAGUCAUAAUCAACUGGGCUUACGAGUUAAUUGAGAUCAUUGAAUUAAAACAGUACCAUACAGAUAUGGAUAAAGGAUUAGUCUAAGUUUACUUCAAAUUUAAAGUAAAUUAUGGUUAUCUUUGAGAACACAGUCAAUAAUCGCACACCAAUGGCUUAGAUAAGCAUUUUACCAGGAUUUACUAAUGAUACUAGAUAAAUCAGAAUAACUCCAAAUGUAGCUAGUGCAUUAAAUGCAAAUAUACAAAUGAAUGGCGUUUAUACUGAUGGCCAAUGGAUUCAUUUGACUUUUGUCUCUUGUAGAAAUUAAAGCAAGGUUUUUGUUUGGAAUCAUAAUAUAAAAAAACUCAGUUAAAAUUAGUCCAGUUUCCCUUUCAUUUAAAAUAAUUAGUUCUUAUUAAGUAGUAUUGGUUCAAGUUUCAAUGGUACUAAUAAAUUUCUUGGACUUUUAAGGGAAUUCAGGAUUUGGGGAUAUUCAAUGGAUUCCUUAGAAGUUGAAAUUUUAAGAUACUCUAGUGCGAUUCGAUCCUUUGGCUAUGAUACUUCAAGAUCUUAAGUCCUUUUUCAUAAUUUUAGACUAAAUGAUGGACUAGAUUUUUAAGAUUUGUACGAUACUAUGAUAAAUUAAACCUCUUUAAUCCCAAGGUACUUUGUUGAAAAAGAAUAAGUCCUAACAUCUUUUUCAUAUUAAGCAGAUGAUGAAUUAGUUGUGUGUCCGCAUGAGUAUUUCUACGAUGGUUAAUGCUGCUAGAUAAGCAAUAUCACUGGAUUAGUAGAUAUAUAUUUGUCGUACACGUAAAAUCUUAAUAAGAUAUUAGUUUAAAUAAUAAAGCAUCCUAGCUUAAUUUAACCUAAUAAUACAAUCUUCGCAGAUUUUAAGCUUGUUGAAGUUGGCAAUAACUAUAAUGACAGCUAUGUUGAGAAUAAUAUUUAGAAGUUGUUUAAUGUUAAUAGAUCAUUGGGAUUAAAUAUAAGUACUGGUUUAAUAAAUCCUUUGCUCUACAGUAUAACGCUAAAUGCAAGAAUUUACUCCAUUUACUCUGAGAGAGUAGUGAAUAUACAGAAAUCUUUCCAACUAUACUGUCCAAUUUCAAGACUAAGUCUAAAUGAAUUAGCUAAUUAAGAUAAUAAUACUUAUGCUUUAAGUAGGAAGCCUAAUCAUUAGGUUAAAUUUAAGAGUGAAAUCCUCUUUUCAUAAUGCUAUAAUAAACCUUCAGAUAAUCUCUUAGUUUAUGCUAUAUCAAAAGUAAGCUGGUGGAAUAAUCUUACAACAAGUUAAUUUACAAAUGCAUAUGAUGUUUCAGUUGAUUAAAUUAGGUUGACAUAGAGACUUAAUGCUCAAAAUUUAAAUACCACUAGAAUUACAACUAGAAUAAAUUAUAACGAAUUCUAGAGUUAAGAUUACUUUAUGGAUUUAAUGUAUGUAAAUUAAUCAAUUGAAACUGGCGUUGACAACAAUAAUAUGACUAGAAAUUAACUGACUCAUAAUAACUUGACUUUUAAUUUUAGCAAUGUAACUAUUGAAGGAACUGGUAAUACUUCUUAAGUUCUUAAUAUUUCGCCCAUAUGCCCCUUAGAGAUAUUUAAAAAUAUUUCUUAGUAUAAUUAACUCUGUGUCAUGAGAGGUCGAGACUUUAUAUUAGAUUAAAACUAAUUCAAAAAUCUUGAUUACUAACUUGGCAAAGUAUAUUUAUUCAGAUUCUUAUUCUAGAUACCAAACAGCUAUAUUAUCCGGCCGCUGAAUAUAAAUGUUACUUUCUAUAAAAAUGGUAGCAACAAUGACAGAUGCCCUUCAAUUACAUAUCCACAAAGUUACUACAUUUAUGAUAAAAUGGUCGAGGCAGAUUUUGAAAUCAGACCUGAUGCUUCAUUGUUUUGCUACUUUGCCUAUUUUGAAAUAGUAAGUGUCUCAUUUAGUGUAUUUGAUGAAAUCAGCAGAAAAACUCUACAAAAUAUUGUUUAUUACGAUCCUCAGUACCCUUUAUCAUUUUUCUUGAGAAGUACCAAUACAAACAUAAAAGCAUUAAUGGGUGGUACUGUAUUGACAAUAAAUUCAACUUUUAACACAAGAUAUUAAACUUUCCCUCAAGUUUUAUCAAAAUAAAUAAAUUCCUCAGUUACUGUCACAUUCAAGUCUAAUAAUAUCGUAGCUAAAAUUAACAUGACAACAUUUUCAGGGAAAAACAUUAGUGAUGGGAACAUCAAUUUUUUAGAACCCAAUGUGACCUUAGACGGUUUAUCUUCUUUUGAUCCUGAUAAUGCUACUGCAAGACUAUGGUUUGAUUGGACAUGUCCAGAAGAAAUAACUAAUUGCACUGAAAUGAUCAAAGGUGGCAUAAGAAAUAGUAGACUUGUUAUCGAUAUAUGGACUAAAUUUAUGUAUAACUUAGCUUAUAAUACUUCUUACAUAUUUACAUUGAUAGUUUGGACAAAAGAUAAUUAGUUCAAAGCUAAUAGUACGCUAGAUUAUUCAGUAAGGUUUAUUGCGCCUUAAACUACAGAUGUUAAUUAUGCUAUGAGUCCUACUACAUGUGAGUCAUUGAGUUUGUAUAACUUCGAAGCAAACCCUAACAUUUAUUAUCUAAAUACAACUUUUUCAAGAGUAAUAUCGUUUACAAGAGUCAAUUAUACUGACAUAAUCUUUGGUGUUCAAACUUUAAUUGAUAACGGUUCUAUGCUUAAUAGAUCUCCUUGUGGUUAAGCCAAUGUUACGAGCAGAUUAGUUUUAUAUUAUCCUGGCAAUGAAAUACUGAAUUCUACUGAGGGACCAAUUAAGUUAAUUUAGCAAGAGAGUCCAGGUUUGAUUCCUCUGAAUUAAAAACUCACUGUUUAUUUAAGCCAAAUUUAAAAUCUAUUCAACAUAGGACCCUAAAAAAUAUAUAACGGAACUGUUUACCAGAUAAUAAGAAGAGGUACAAGAACUUUAAUUAAUGUUUAACAAAUAUUUCUUAAGAGGGAGAGAGCUAGUCUAAUGAUACAAUUCAAUUCAAGAGAUUUAUAUUUCGAUAAGUAUGCUAAUCUUGUGAUUGAUGCUUCUAAUGCAUUUGAUGCUGAGACUGAAAUACCCUCGGAAUAUACUUACUUGUGGACCUGUCCAACUCCUGAUCAAAAUUGUGACUCAUUCAACUCUCCAAAGAUGAACACUAGUGCUGAUGAGAGAAAUGAUCUUGGAAUAAAUGGAGUUGGUUAGACAUUUACAUUCUAUGUCCAAAUUAGAGAUCCUUAAUUAUGGUUGGCCAGCUAAAAUUAUUCCAUUCAGGUAACAAUUACCUAGAAAUCUGACUAUUCUGAGUGUAUUAAAACUUCAGUCAGUGGAAAUUUCGAUGAAUUUGACAGUAAUAUUGUGAAAUUAGACUAUUACCAAAAAUAUAACACCUAUAUCACAAUGAAUCUAUUAGUUGAAUGCGAGAACGUCAAUUUAUAAGACCCCACUUGGUCAUCUUCAGUAGAAUAAAACCUCAAAUUUUGGGAAAUAAACGAUAAUAAUGAUUAUGAGAUUCUAAUCAGACCUAAUUAAGUAUAAAACAUAAACCCCCUUGUAGAAACAGCGUUAAUAUUUACUCAAUAAUUAAGAAUGGGCUCAAGUUCAAAAGUUUAUCUAUAUCAGUCAUAUGUAUACCUAGAGAUUAAUCCUCCAUAAAUUGUAGCUAAGCCCUCAGGCUAGUUUAUCUAUAUUGAUGGUUAGGAUGAGUUCAUUUAGUUGAAUGCAACUUAAUCAUAUGAUCCCUUAAACAAAUCAUUUAGCUGUUACUGGAUAUGUCCAGCACUAAUUAGUUAGAAAUAUUGUUUUACUACUUCAUGUUCAUUUCAAAUAUCCUUAAUGCAACUGAAAGAUGAGAUGGGAUAAGAUACUUAUAAUUAACUUCUCAAUUUUUCUCAUUUGUUUUAGCUCAGUAUUGCUACUGAUGACUUUAAAAGAGUGUCUACAGCACCAUGGAGCAUCUAUCUAUCAGAUGGAAUUUAAUUUCCAUACAACACAAGCUAAAUUAGAAAUUGCAGCAUUAAUUAGAUAAAUAACAAUGGUAAUUUCAUUAUUGAGAGAUUUAAUUAGUUUAAGUUUGAAUGCAAUUACGAAAACGGAACUUUAAAUUUAACUAGAUUAUGGGAACUGUAUAAUUGGACUGUGGAUGGAUUGACAUUCAAUGCAGGCUAUACUGUUUAAGAUAAUGUCUUAACAAUCUAGCCUUAUGCUUCAACACUUAUAAAAGAUAUCUAUGUGUAUAUCAAUGUCCAGCCAAAUUAUCUUGGAAAUUAAAUUAUUGGAUAGAACAUGUUUUCUCUGUAGAAUCAACUAAGAAUUGAGAUACCUUUUAAACAAAAUAUCGCAAUAGAUGGUCUCAUUGAUAUAACAUCCAAUGCUUAAAAUCCUAAUUUUUACACCACUAAUUUCACAUUCAUAUUUUCAGACUUUAACUAUGACUCGAGCAUAUACAUUUAACUUAGAAUUCAAAAUGAUAAAUUGAAAGACUAAAAUGUUCUGAUUCCGUUGAAAAGUUUCACAUAAGUUAAUAUUUAAAGAGAUUCAAACAUUUAGAGAUUAUUAUAAUUUACUAAUAUUGAUGUAGAUGCUUGA
Molecule: messenger RNA, 5856 nt
Organism: Stylonychia lemnae
Lineage: Eukaryota; Ciliophora; Spirotrichea; Sporadotrichida; Oxytrichidae
Source: the annotation of a GenBank genome assembly